Pogonomyrmex barbatus (red harvester ant) is the source of this 1698-nucleotide messenger RNA. Its product is annotated as enoyl-[acyl-carrier-protein] reductase, mitochondrial. Gene Ontology annotation, molecular function: oxidoreductase activity. Gene Ontology annotation, cellular component: mitochondrion. NCBI's taxonomy places the organism in Eukaryota, Metazoa, Arthropoda, Insecta, Hymenoptera, Formicidae. Gene Ontology annotation, biological process: fatty acid metabolic process. The record is from RefSeq and is a predicted model, not a curated record.
CAUUUGCGCACUAUGCGAUUAAUCAAUCAAUGAAUUAAAAAACUCGUCUUUAUUUAUAUUACGAUCGAGCAUCAGCAUGGAAAAGCGCUUUAAGCUUCGAUUAUGAAUACGGGCCAAAAGUCUCAUUACAAAUGCUUCGAAGCAUCUACCGAUCAUAAAAAGGAUACAGAGAGGAUACCUUUCAAGAUAUAAUUUGAGAUACAGCAAGUGGCAGAUUUCCUUCGAAAAGUUUUUCAACAAAUACGAACGUCAAAGUUGCGAUUUGUUGACUUAAUUAUAUGUUGCAAUAUGUUUAUUAGCCAAUUAACUCUGACGAUUUCACGACUAGUCAGAGGUGAUUUGACAAAUAUUAGGCAAAUGAGUGCUGCGGUUAACAACAACUGUGUCAAAUCUCUAUUGUACAAAGAAUACGGUGAUCCUAUUGAGGUUCUUCAAAUAACGACAGAGACAAUAGAAAAACCAGCAGACGAUCAAGUUUCUGUAAAAUGGUUAUUUUCACCAGUAAAUCCUGCCGAUAUAAAUACGAUACAAGGCAAAUAUCCUAGCAGGCCUCCUCUGCCAGCAAUACCAGGAAACGAAGGGGUUGGAGAAAUAGUAGCAAUUGGUUCUAAUGUUCAAGAUUUGUGCAUUGGAGAUCGGGUGUUACCAAAUGGACCUAAUUUUGGUAUUUGGAGGACACAAGCUAAUUAUAAUUUUAAAGAUGUCAUGAAGAUACCAAGCGAUGUUGACCUAAUUGUAGCGAGUAUGAUGAAUGUAAAUCCUUGCACAGCCUACAGAAUGUUAAAAGAUUUUAUUCCAUUAAAGCCUGGAGAUACUGUGAUACAAAAUGGUGGCAAUUCUGCAGUUGGUCAAAUGGUCAUUCAGUUAUGUAAAAUAUGGAAUUAUAAAUCUGUUAGUGUUGUUAGAGAUAGACCAAACAUAGAGGAAUUAAAGAAUCAACUGACAAGCUUAGGAGCAGAUGAAGUGCUGACUGAAGAAGAGGUUCGAAAUACAUUAUUAUUUAAAAAUAAAAAAUUGCCUGCUCCCAAAUUAGCUUUGAACUGCAUCGGUGGACAGAGUGCACAUGAAGUAAUGAGACAUCUUGCUCAUAGUGGUACCAUGGUGACUUAUGGUGGCAUGUCUAGAGAGCCAUUAACUGUACCGAUAUCCUCACUCAUUUUUCGGAAUAUAUCAUUGAAAGGAUUUUGGAUGACGGCCUGGACAAAAACAAACAUGGAAUCCCAAGAAAGAGUGGAUAUGUUUAAGAAUUUAGCAAGUUUCUUUAUGAAUAAGAAAUUACAGCCACCUCCAUACAAACUGGUGCCUUUCUGUGAAUACCAAGAAGCUAUAACUAAGGCGCUUAAUUUUGAUGGUCGGACAGGCCUGAAGUAUAUCUUAGAUUUAACAAAAUCUUAAAAAAAUUUUAUAUAUAUAUAAUAUCUUUGUACGCAAAUAUAUAUAUAUAUAUAUAUUUGCAUACAAAGAAUUUGUUUUCUACUAUUUCGUAACAUAUUGUAUUUAAUAGCAUUUAAAAUUAUCAAGGGAGUCCGCAAUAUAUGCAAACUUUUCCAAUGCUUAGAUAAAACUCAAACGAAGAUAUAUUUUGUAAAAGAGUAAGAGUCGUUUUUCAUAUAGGAAUAUUUAUUUCUAAUAUAAAUAUUGGUGUAAAAAGAUGCAAGAAAAUAUAGGAAAAAUAAUUGCAAUAUAUUAUUCAUCUCA